Molecule: messenger RNA, 1410 nt
Organism: Lodderomyces oxycetoniae
Lineage: Eukaryota; Fungi; Ascomycota; Pichiomycetes; Serinales; Debaryomycetaceae
Gene: ANP1
Product: Anp1p
Exons: 1
Coding region: 1-1410 (469 amino acids)
Biological process (GO): protein N-linked glycosylation; cell wall mannoprotein biosynthetic process
Cellular component (GO): mannan polymerase complex
Molecular function (GO): alpha-1,6-mannosyltransferase activity
Source: RefSeq, a predicted model, not a curated record
AUGUCCACAUCGUUAAGCAGUAUACCUUCGGUUCUGGUGACCCCUUAUGAAUACCAAGAGGAAUCCAAAACACACAAGCAAACGUUUUCAAAUACACUUGCAUUGAAAAAUUUACAACAGCAUAUACCUCAAAUCAAAACAUUUCGAGAUAUCACAAUUUCCGUAUUUAUAUUCCUACUUAUCAUUAUUAUUUUUUUCACAAAAGUGCUUAACAUCAACUCAACCUAUUUGCCGAACCUCACUGGGAUCGAGGAUACGGUUCAAUUUUUUGACCUUGCGAAUUAUGACGGAAGCCCCAAUGGCUGGCAGUACGAUGAACGAGUCUUAUUUUGUGUGCCUUUGAGAGAUGCAGCUGCCCAUCUUCCUAUGUUUUUUGAUCAUAUGAAAAAAUUAACAUAUCCCCACGAGCUUAUUGAUUUGGCGUUUUUGGUCAGCGACUCAAAAGAUGACACUAUGGGCGAGCUAUUGAGACAUCUCGAUGAUGUACAAAAGACUCCUCAAAAGUUUGGACAAAUUGAAAUAUUUGAAAAGGAUUUUGGUCAAGCUAUUGGCCAGGGUUUUAGUGAUAGGCAUGGAUUUGCCGCACAGGGACCAAGAAGGAAACUAAUGGCGAGAGCUAGAAACUGGCUAUGGUCAGUAGCACUCAAACCGCACCACUCAUAUGUUUACUGGAGAGAUGCAGAUGUUGAAACAGUGCCUCCUACAAUAUUGGAAGAUUUGAUGCACCAUGAUAAAGAUGUUAUUGUACCGAACGUGUGGCGUCCUUUACCCGAUUGGUUAGGUAGCCAACAACCAUAUGAUUUGAAUUCGUGGCAAGAAAGCGAUGGGGGAUUACAGUUGGCAGAUACUCUAGACGAAGAUGCAUGUAUCGUUGAAGGAUAUGUUGAAUACCAAACGUGGCGACCACAUUUGGCCUACUUGCGAGAUCCCUAUGGAGAUCCUGAAGUGGAAAUGGAGUUGGACGGGGUUGGAGGAGUUUCAAUAUUAACCAAGGCAAGAGUUUUCCGUUCGGGUUCUCAUUUCCCUGCAUUUUCGUUUGAAAAGCACGCAGAAACAGAAGCAUUUGGUAAACUAAGUAAAAAAAUGGGGUUUAGCGUAGUUGGUCUUCCGCAUUACGUUAUCUGGCACAUUUAUGAGCCAUCUCAAGAUGAUUUGAAACAUAUGGAAUGGAUGGCCUUGGAAGAAGUACGCCAGAAAGAAGAAAUAAAAGUGAAAAACAAAUAUGACAAGAUUUGGGAUAAAGCUUAUUUGGACGUACAAGAAGAUUGGUUAAAGGAAAGAAAUAAGUUUCUUAAAAAUACUGAUAUGUCGAAACAUCGGAAAAUCCAAGUUGAUUGGUCAGGUGUUGAUGAUUGGAAAAUUGACAAAGAUUCCAAGAUUGAGAAGAAAUUAGCCGAUUUCAACCCAUGA